Molecule: messenger RNA, 4371 nt
Organism: Sitodiplosis mosellana (orange wheat blossom midge)
Lineage: Eukaryota; Metazoa; Arthropoda; Insecta; Diptera; Cecidomyiidae
Gene: Gbeta13F
Product: guanine nucleotide-binding protein subunit beta-1
Exons: 7
Coding region: 1206-2228 (340 amino acids)
Biological process (GO): G protein-coupled receptor signaling pathway
Cellular component (GO): cytoplasm; heterotrimeric G-protein complex
Molecular function (GO): protein binding; signaling receptor complex adaptor activity
Source: RefSeq, a predicted model, not a curated record
AUCGACGGCGUUGAAGCCGCCUGUUCACAUACACUGACUUUUCUCCAUUAUCAUUUUUUUUUCUUCUCUUCGCUCAUUCGGUGAAAUAGAAAUAUAAUGAGUGAGCAAUAGCAGUGUACGUAGAUGCACAUCCAACACAAUCGAACGUAACCGCGCGCUGUUAACACUGUGAAACCAAAGUGUAACCGAAAACGUCGACCUACUACAGCUGGAGUAGAUUCUACUCCAAAGCUACUACUACUCGCUCGAUUAUACUGCUCAUUGUCUCAAUGUGUGCGUGCGUUAGGUGUGUUGGUGCCUCUACUGCUGCUACUAAUUGCUAUUGCUCCAUAGGCAAAGGCAUUCCGCCUGACACACAUAUAUUCGUACUGCAAUACAUCAAUAUACACAUACACGCGCGUGCUCUCGACACAAAUAGAAAAAAAAGGUCCGCACAUACUCACUCAAUGUUAUACACAAAUUUUCAAAAUGGCUGCCAAGCAAUUUUUCGAUACCAAUUCGGUGGAAGUGUGAAAUAUUUUUUCUCAUCGCGAAUUCAGAACGAAAAAAACAGAUUCAAACGGCAAAAUUGCUAAAAUUGUUCAGUGCGAAGCGAUCGUUUUGGACAUAUUCGAUAUUUACUGUGUGUUGUUUUCAGUUUAUUUCAGUUCGUUUAUUUCGUUUUCGUCUAUUUUAUUGUUUCGUAUAUACAUAUAAUUUUUUUGUUCAUCGUUUCGCGAGAGAAAGAGAUCCAUUCGCUUCGUGCAACAAUUCUACCGAUGUGAACGAAUAGCUACAAUAGGAGAAAAGAAAGAAGAUUUUUUUUUUGGUUCCAAAAACAGACAGAAAAAAAUAAUAAUAACGAAGAAGAAAAGUGAAGCAAGCCACGAACAAAACCAAAAAUAGUGUGAACAAAAUAAAGAACGACAAAAACAAAUACAAAAAAAUAUACAAUUUCUUGAAGUGCUCUUGUUACGAAUCGAGGAAAAAAGAACCCAUUUUUACUACUGAAUUUAGGCAAAUAGAAUCAUUAUCAUCAUCAUCGUCGUCGUCGUCGUUGUCACGAGAAUAAAUUUCAAACGUAAAGUUUUUUUUUCUAUCCGAAAAGAAGCCAAAAGAGUGGCAAAUCGACUAGAAUCGGGAUAAAAGAAAAAAAAAACAACUCAUCCAAUACACCAAAUCAGAAUCAUUCAUUCGCUUAGGAUAAGAAACAAAAAUUGAGCAAAAUGAACGAGAUAGACAGUUUACGACAAGAAGCCGAAUUGCUAAAGAAUGCCAUUCGCGAUGCCCGAAAGGCCGCAUGUGACACAAGCUUAGUACAGGCCACUAAUAAUUUGGAACCUAUUGGCCGUAUUCAAAUGCGCACGAGACGCACACUACGCGGACAUUUAGCUAAAAUUUAUGCUAUGCACUGGGGCAGCGAUUCAAGAAAUUUAGUAUCAGCUUCUCAAGAUGGAAAAUUAAUCGUUUGGGAUUCACAUACCACAAACAAGGUGCAUGCGAUUCCGUUGCGCUCAUCAUGGGUUAUGACUUGUGCGUACGCUCCAUCUGGCAGUUACGUAGCUUGUGGUGGCCUCGACAAUAUAUGUUCAAUUUAUAGUUUAAAAACCCGUGAAGGUAAUGUGCGGGUUUCACGUGAAUUACCUGGCCACACAGGCUAUCUCUCAUGUUGUCGAUUCUUGGACGAUAAUCAGAUAGUAACAAGUUCCGGUGAUAUGUCCUGCGGUUUAUGGGACAUUGAAACUGGCCAACAAGUAACAUCAUUCAUGGGACACACUGGAGAUGUGAUGGCAUUAUCAUUAUCACCACAUUGUAGAGCAUUUGUUUCAGGGGCAUGCGAUGCAUCAGCCAAAUUGUGGGACAUUCGAGACGGUCAAUGUAAACAAACUUUCCCAGGACACGAAAGCGAUAUCAAUGCAGUUACGUUUUUCCCGAACGGUUUCGCCUUUGCGACUGGAUCCGAUGAUGCAACUUGUCGUCUAUUUGAUAUUCGAGCCGAUCAAGAAUUGGCUAUGUAUUCACACGAUAAUAUUAUUUGCGGUAUUACAUCGGUAGCAUUUUCGAAAAGUGGUCGACUUUUAUUGGCCGGCUACGAUGACUUUAACUGUAAUGUUUGGGAUACUAUGAAAGCAGAGCGUGCAGGCAUUUUAGCUGGUCAUGAUAAUCGUGUGUCCUGUCUGGGAGUUACUGAUAAUGGAAUGGCAGUAGCGACAGGAUCAUGGGACUCAUUCUUACGAGUGUGGAACUAAGUCGAAUCGAGAAAACUCGCUGCAUUUAUCAGCAAAGAAACAAAAAAUAUAUAAAAAAGGAGAAAAAAAAACACAAACAAAAAUACACACACACACACAAAAACAUAUUGAGAAAAAAAUGCAACAAAAGCUCUAUACAUAUUAAAUUUAAUUUAAACUCUAAGAAAUUGAAUGAUAAGAAGAGAAAAAAAAACAAUCCAGAAAAUAUUAUGUUCAUAACGUUUAAAAAAAAAAUGAAACAAACAAUUGGUAUAUAACAAUGAUAUAUCUGUAUGAGGAAAAACAAAACUAUUGCGCGUUCUGCACAAAAAAAAACACAAAUACACACAAAAACACACAAAAGGGAUGAAAAAAUACACACACAGAGAAAAAAAUGCAAGAGAACAUGUUUAUAUACAGAUAACUGAUAACGCAUAAAAUUUUAAAUCCAAUCUAUGAGAUUGUCAUUUACCGCGGUGAUGGAAGACAAAAAAAACCAAUGAAACGAGAUGGAGGUGAAAUGAGCACGCUUCGAAAACAUGCACUUGAUGCAUGCGUCCGUGGGCGCGCCAGUCCGGCGUGUGCGGCGCGCAUCAAGCAACGUUGAUGAAAUAAAGCGUUUGAUUUCCAGAGCGAAAACGAGGAAUUUUAGAUUUUAAGCCGUUUUGAAGAUGAUGCGUGCAGAUGUACAAUGAAGCAAACGCUAUGCUUCUUUUUUACUCGCGUGUGCUCGCAUAUUCAAUAUCGUUUCGAUGAUAAAAUGCAAUCAAAAUGAUCUAAUUUCUAAAAUGUUGUCCCUUUGGACAGAUGAUGUGUUAGAAAAGGUUUGGAUCUCUAUCUCAGGCAAGAGAAAAUCUUUUUUCUCUGUCAAUCCUGCGGCGCGUGAGCCAUAUGUGUUCUGUUGUCAUUAAAUGGCAGAUUUUUCGAAUCGAUAGCGCAAGUUUGAUGACCAAUUUCAGAUAUCACAAGCCCAUGUAGCAUUUUUCUUUCCUUUUGCCGUCAACACUAACAUUGCCACCGUCGCCGCCGCACCGUUUCAGUCAUACAAAAACACACGUCUACAUUUUCGUGCAUAUUUCACUCUAUCUCAGGGUUACAGUCAGGGCAUACGUUUUUUCUUCAUUAAAUUUCAACAUAUACCAAGAAUUAUUUAGAAAAAAAAAUACACACUCUCUCAUUGGUCGAAAUGUUUUGGCAGAUCAUUUCAUCCAUUCCAUCAGCGCGGUAUAUGGAAGCAAAAAAAAAUUAUAAUAAUUUUCAGCAGAAAAAAAAAAGUGGAUUUGAAGAAAAAAAAUCGUUUUUUUUCCUCUCGUAACAGAAACAAAAAAAAAACACUUUCGGCAUAAGUUCAUUUUAUGCCUCUCAAUUUUUUUUUUUGGUGCGUUUUUGUUUAGUUUUGUGAUGUUUUUAUUCUAAAAAAGCAAAAAAACAAUUUUGAGGAUCGCUAGUGGUUGAACUGUGCGUUUUCUAUAAUUAUUGUUUGCUACAAAAAAAAAGAUUCAAAAUAUUUAUGAUCAUUAUAUGUGUCAUCUUAAUUUAUUUGAAUUAAGGAAGUAAAGCUAAAAAAAAGAAAUAAUAAAAAAACAACAACAACAACAACAACCAAUCCAAAUCACUUAAACAAGUCACACACACACACAAGCAAAUAAUCGCUUCAUUCGUUAUUCACCGACUCUCACAAAAACAAAAUACAAAAUGAUAAUACAAAAAAAAAAUCAAAUAAAUUUACAAAUUCUUUUGCUACAUGCUACAAAACAUAAUAGAAUUGCAAACGCACACACCGAAAUUAAAGCCAAUAAACACAACAAACAGCCAAUUGAAUGAAAUAUCGCAGAAAAAGUAAAUCCUGUGUUUUUGUAUCCAUAAUAGAUUUGCUGGUUUUCUCAGUUUCAUACAUAAAAAAAAAAGCAAUCGAAGCGACCAUCAUCCGAAUUAUUUGUUUCUUCUCCUUUUUCUAUUAUGAAUUUACUUUCAAUGUUAAUAAUUAUAUGUUCCCUUGAAGUUUUUCUUUUUCGAUGUUUUAUUUUUAUUAUUUUUGUUUAGUUUAUAUUUUGAAAUAAACAAAAAUUAGUCUAAUUCUUUUAUUUUUGUCGAGAGAGAGAAAUACGGAGAUCAUACCCGGAGAAUGCCAAACAUUUUUCCGCCAUUUAAGAAAAAAAAAACA